Solea solea (common sole) is the source of this 4779-nucleotide messenger RNA. RefSeq names its product circadian-associated transcriptional repressor-like. The record is from RefSeq and is a predicted model, not a curated record. The transcript has 8 exons. Gene Ontology annotation, molecular function: RNA polymerase II cis-regulatory region sequence-specific DNA binding. The coding region runs from base 1208 to 2512 and encodes 434 amino acids. Gene Ontology annotation, biological process: negative regulation of DNA-templated transcription; circadian regulation of gene expression. Gene Ontology annotation, cellular component: nucleus. Lineage: Eukaryota; Metazoa; Chordata; Actinopteri; Pleuronectiformes; Soleidae.
GAGGAUUUUACGAGCAUCAGUGAACGCAUCACAGCCGAGCAGAAAUAUUGCGGAAACGAGAGAGAGAUGAGAGAGUGGGUUUUUAGGGCCAAACCUAAAGCACACAGGCAAAUCUUUUUGUCUUCCCCGUUCUCUCUUGCCUGUAAUACUUAGCACACAUGUCAUUUAGGCCAUGCCUACACGUUUUCUCUUAUGCCACCAAAAAAGAAAUCAGCUGUCAACAUUAGAGGUUAUGGACCCUAAGUGUUAUAAAAGAUUUCCAUUUGAUUCUUUAUCUUUUGUUGAACUUACACUUCACUGCUGUAUAACCAGUAGAUCCUCUCCUCUAUUAUGUGACCUGUUUGCAUGCUUGCACAAUUAUCAUGUGAUGGGAAAGUAUACUGUGUAAAUGUGAGAAUUAACUAUGGGGAAAUAGACGUCCACAGGGUUUAUUAUUGUCAGUGUUGGAGAGGAGGAUAAAAGGAGACCAGAUAUUAUAAUAUUAUAAUAUAUAAUAUUCUGAGCACUUCUCUGUGACAUUCAAACGCAGUGACUGCUCCAUUUUACAGGAUUAAAACUUUGUUAAACUUGAGAUUCCAUCUUCCGAUCAAUGGCUUCCAUUCCUUUUAACAGUAAGUGAUCAAAUUAAAUUAGUUAAAGUCGCUUUUUACUGGAAAAUAUAAUGUCAACUAAUGUUAGUUCAUCAUUUUUGCUGGUUUCAAUCAGGAAAAACAUGUAUGUAAAGAUGAUGAUGAUAUAGUACAGACAGUCAUUUUAACUUGUCACACAAAUGUUCAUGAGUGACUUCACCUCUCCAUGUGCCUGCAAAUCCCCGACCUCACACUUCUCACCCGUUCUCUCUAGCCCCAAACUCACUCUUUUCCACAGCAAAGCCCCCCACACUGUGACUCAACUUCAAAAGUCCUGUCCCGCUGCCCUACUAUUGGUCGUCAUGGAGGUCUCCAUGGCAACCGGAGGCCGAAGAUUUUGACCCGGUCCCAUUGAGAUACAAUAUCUCUACUUCCAGGGGAGUCCUGAUCAAUUGUCUGGGGAAAAAAUCAGUGAAAAUCACUGCAGCCCGAAGCCUUUUGGUCUGGAUUACACCACAUCACAUCACAUCAUGGAGCCCAGGAUCAAGUGGAAACAGUAAAAUAAAACUGCACACGUUACAUCACGUACUGCACAUGAUGGAGAAUUCUAGAAGAGUUGUUUCCCUCACAGGAAUACAAUGCAGUCCCAGGGCAGCACUUCCUCUCAGCCCUCCUUCGAUUCCCUGAGCUCCGGCGACAGCCUCCUGCUCAGUGACUCGGAUCAGGUGGAGGAAGACACCGACGUCUUCCUGACGGACAGCUCGUCCGCCUCGGGUGGGGCCGCUGCCAACAGAGACGGGGGAUCUGAAAGUCCCGGGUCCCAGUGGACGUGUGACGGCUUCACGGAUAAAGAGGAAGAGGAGGAGUCAUACAGGCUGGAGAGUGCCGGCAAAGCGGCCAACGUCAGCUUGGACAAGACGGAUCCCGCAGUCCAGGUCCCAAAAUCAGAGGGAGAUGUGCUAUUUGCUCAAAAGUGUGCUGAGCUACGGGGUUUUGUCAGGCCUCUGCUGGAGCUGCUGAAUGGACUGAAGAAGGGUCGAUUUGACCGAGGUUUGAGCAGUUUCCAGCAGAGCGUUGCCAUGGAUCGAAUCCAGAGGAUUGUGGGGGUUUUACAGAGACCCAGCAGCGGGGAAAAGUACCUGAACACUCUGCUGCAGGUGGAGAUGAUGCUGAAGCUGUGGUUUCCUCAGAUCACCACUCAGUCCGGCUCCGCAGCCUCCAGCGUUGCCGUGUCCCCCGCCCACUUCCUCCGAGACACGUCCAGCUCCACCCCGCCACACAAGCACCGGGACCAGCUACAUAUUCCUGUCAAGAAGCGUAGGCUCAGCUGGACAGGUACAGACACUCCCUCGCCCUCCCCGGGGCUUCACAGGUGCCCUGGUAUCAGAGCAGAAGAAAAGAGGGUGAAGAAAGAUCCAGAUGAGAAGGUUGAUGCUCCUCCUCCUUCCCCUCCAUCACUGGCACAUGACGCGGAUCACAAUCUUCCAGAUGUUGCCGGUAACAGCCAGCAGACUGAGGACACAAAGGGAAAAGACAGUGACAGUGACAGUGAAGAACCAGGCAAGCUAACAAACUACAGAGCAGGUCAAAGCUCUGAGCCCAGCCUGACGUGGGUUCACGUUGCGCCCAUCCUGUCCCCACGAAAAGCCUGCCCUUCACACGAGGGGUUGCCAGUGGCAGGUAACGCUGACAACCAGCCUGUCGCUCCCGUCCCCCCACCGAGCAGGAGGGGCAGCCCCGCUACGCAAGACAGCGCGAUCUCCUCAACAACACCCGCCAAGCACCCCACAAAUCUGAAGAAAUCCAUCGGGUGCCAAAGCCAGCCUGUUUCUGGACAACAGAGUGAGAGCAAGACCGUCGCGGUCCGUGAGGGUCAAAGCCCGUCUCCUCCUGUCACGCCGAAGCCUUUGCCCAGGGUUUGCCCCGCCCCUUUAGAGACCUGAUGCAUCGAAGAAGCGACGAGCCGGCAGCCUGGCUUUGAUACACCACCGAGCUAAACGCUGCAGUGAGAGGAAGAAGGGAAGACACUGGCAUUGGAGAAACAAGCAGAGAAAACAAAUGUAGAUGCUUUAGAUUACAAACAAGACGACAUAAUGGAUUUCCAUUCAUCAAAUGUAGUUGAUAAUCACUAAUCUGUAAAAGUACAAAGGUGGGCACAAAGGUGGCAAUGACCAAUAAGAGAAUUUCCAUGAGCAAAUGCUAGUUCCUCUUCAGCAUGAAAAGAAUAAACAAGAAAUGGCAGUGUGGAGGAUCAUCCUCAAUCAGAAAUAGAGCUGAUGUCAAGGAUCAGAAUGAUGAGUUAAAUCAAGUUUAGGAUUCAGUCCAGAGUGGAUAACACAGGGUGAGCUGAAUCCAGUCCAGUUUUACUGUAGCCUGAACUGAGGGCGAAACGAUGACGUUGGAAAAUCUUCUAACUUGUGAUGUGAAAUGCAAUGAAAAGAAUUCCGCAUUUGUACUGGACGUGUGGAGUCAUAGGAGACAGUGGAAAAAAACGAUGUCAUCAACCCAAGAAUGUAAUCCAAGAACUGUCCCGGGCACUUGGCUGGCAGAUCAGUGGCAUGGCAUCAAAAAGGAGUGACAUCACGGCGACCAGAGGUCACAUAACUUGUGUUGUCGUGCUGUGGGUCGGACGUUUCUGCCCACUCUCUGGCUGCAAACUGACCAAUAAUCAGGGUCAGGAAAAUCCAAGAAAGCCUGAGGACCACUUAAGACACAUGACUCUUUAAUCCCACACUUAAUUUAUUCAUGUGUUGAUCUGACACUGUUUUUUAUUUAUUCUUUGUUUGUAUUUAUUUAUUGGGCAGCUUUGUGUAGCCUCCUGUGCACUUGCACAGUCUGGGCUAUGAUUGUUUUUUUUCUUUCUCAAGGUGACUGGUAAAGAUGCUGUUGACAGUUUGUGGUGUUUAUUGCCAUCUGAUGAAAAAGAACAACUGAAGGAAGUGAGAUAAUUACGUACUAUUGGGACUACUGUGCCUUUUUUUACCAAAUAGGAUGUGUUCAGACGGAAGCAUCUGGUGCUUUGAGUGAACUCGUACUGUGUUUUGAUUGUUUGCUUGUAUUUCACACAUACAAUCAUGAAGGCUAUACGUAGUCAUUUUCAUACACACACACACACACGGCAUCACCCACUCCACAGUAUCAUCAACUAUGUACUGAUUAAUAACCAGUGUCCAGCUCUGGCAUGUACAGUAAAUCUAAACUGCCUACAUCACCAGCUUUCACACACACACACACACACACACACACACACACACACACAGCAGUGGCCACCGGUCAUCGUGCUGUGGUGCACCUUCCUUUGGGGAUUUUUCUUUUGCUUCAGAUCAAUAGAUGGUCAGACUGAGCGGCACUUAAAGUUGGUUCUCUUAAAAAAACUUGAAAAACAGUAUCUAAUAAAUGUAACCCUCUACUGCUGCUAUUUGAUAAUACCACUUGUGAUUUAGAUGUUUGAUUGGAGGCUCUCUCUCUCUCUCUCUCUCUGUCUUUCGGUGUGGAAAUCUGCUCACAAUAAUCUUGUAGAUGGAUGAAAAUGAAUAGAAAAUAUUUAACUAAAGUAUUUUUAAAUUAUAUGAGUGGUUCAUAUGCUAUUAACAAACCCACAGAGGGGGAUGCGUGAUAUCGAUGUGUCAGACCUCCUUCAUAAAAAAGCACCACAUGUGAACACAGAGCCACUGGCAGCCUCCAUGUUUCUGGAGUGUGUAAACUGUCCGCCACAGGUUCAGCAGUCAGUCAGUCUGUCUGUCUGUCUGUCUGUCUGUUCUGUCCGACUCCUUUGCUUCGUUCUGUCUUCAAAAGAAAACGACAGUACGUCGCAUCAGACACUGACUCACUGAUCUCAGACUGAGGGGGCGUCUUCCACCUAAUUUUAUACGUUUGUUGUACGACAGACAAACCAAUUGCACUUAUUUUUCAUUGUUUAUUGUAUGUUUUCUUCUGCUGACUGGUCAGAAAUAAUAUGUCAUUGUUUGUUUUUCGCUGCCUUCUUCUUACACUACAAAAGCUGACUGUAGUUGCCCCCCUUGUCUCCCCUCCCCCACUCUGCUCUUACCCUCUUUUCCUUCAUCUUCCUCAAUCCCGUUAGUAUGAUUUCUUUCUAAAAAACUAAACUCCCGUUCCUCCAUCUUAACUCUGUGUUAUUCUUCUGACUACUUUUCAAUAAUGAUACUAAAGGAAAAAGUCUUUUAAUAAAUAAAUGACACGUUUUUUGAAA